Molecule: messenger RNA, 802 nt
Organism: Camellia sinensis
Lineage: Eukaryota; Viridiplantae; Streptophyta; Magnoliopsida; Ericales; Theaceae
Source: RefSeq, a predicted model, not a curated record
UUGUUACAAAUUGAACCAUUAAAUUUAAUGAUUUCCAUUGAUAUCCAGUAUGGAGUUCUGGCUUUAAAUUUAUGCAUACCCCUUGACUGUGGUGCAUUCUUGUUAUCUUCACUUUGCUUAUACAUUUUUCAGGAUUCAGACGCUUCUAUUCGAAAAAGGGCCCUUGAACUUGUGUAUCUUCUUGUAAAUGAAAGCAACGUAAAGUCUCUGACAAAAGAGCUUAUUGAAUAUCUAGAAGUAAGUGUUCAAGAUUUCAAGGGAGAUCUUACUGCCAAAAUUUGCUCCAUUGUUGAAAAGUUUUCCACGGAAAAAAUUUGGUACAUUGAUCAGAUGCUCAAGGUUCUCUCUGAGAUGGUUUUUGACGUACAAAUGUGGAUAUGACUUUUUUUGACAAGUACGGAAGGGCAUUAUUUUUAUAUCUCCGUCCGUAUAUAUAGUGGUUCAUACAAAUUAGUUUUUUGGCGUGGUAAAUAUCCAACAUUUGGCCCGAUAGAAAUUAGCAUUGGACGUGGUACAAAUUAGUUUUUUGGGCGGUACAGAAUAAAUUUUUGGUGUGGUAUAGAUUUCCUUUUGGAUAUUAAAUUUGGUUAAUCCUCUAUUAUGUGUGCAAUUAAAUUGUUGGGGUUGAAUUAUACUUGGUUCAUAUGGAAUUUGUGUUACAUUUAGAAUUGGACGUUGAAUAUAAAUAUUUUGGAUGGUUGGAAGUGAAAUGUGUGCACGUUGUUGAAUGGUUGAUAAUAUAUUCAGUAUUGAUGGAUUAUAUUGUUUAUACAAGGUACAGGUUGCACUAAUAAUGGAUACA